This is a messenger RNA of Heterobilharzia americana, 7535 nucleotides long. The record is from the annotation of a GenBank genome assembly. NCBI's taxonomy places the organism in Eukaryota, Metazoa, Platyhelminthes, Trematoda, Strigeidida, Schistosomatidae.
GCAACAGUAACAGCGGGUAAAUCAAACUAUUAGAAUAGUGGACUCAUUAAUCCUGGAUCCAAAACUGGUAGUUACCAAACGGUUUUCGGGCAUGUUUGCCAUUAACUAUGAGGCAAACUUUCUGGAUCAUAGGAAGAUCAGCAUAUGUUUGACUUACCUAGGCCCCAACAGUGACGAGGAAGCUUUCAAUACUGUUUAUUGUUCACUUCAGAACCACUAUGAGUUCACGUCCAUUCGAAAUCUUGGUUCGAAAAAUGAAUAUUUACUAGAUAGUGGGAAGCGUAGUUCUCUCUCGGAUACCUCUGAAGUACACAGCGACAUUGGGUUUUCAAGUUCUACCAAUCGGCAGCCAAUUUGGUUAAGAUUUACCAAGGAACACAACCCAAUAAACAAUGCAUGGAGUUGUUUUCAAUCUUAUCGAGCUACUUUAGGACUACUUGCAUUCACUUGGUGUUCUAAUCGUAAUGAGAUUCAAUCAAGGAUUAAGGACUAUGUUAAACACAAGAAACUUCUGUCAGAUACACUCAUCGGGAGUCGUCUCUUUCUUUUAUUGAGACCAUUGAACAAUGAAUGUGAUUCAAUAUCAGUUGAAGAAGCAAAUGUUUUUGUUGCUGAAAAACUCAAAGAGGACUCCGUAUUACUAAGUGAAAUAGUAUGUCAUCCUGCAGAUCACCUCUUUGCAUCAGAAACAAAUAUUCUAAAGGAUUCUGGUGUUUAUACUGCAACAGAUGACUGCCCUUCUAUAGCUGAUAAGUCAACCAAUCUAAUCAGGCCACCUUUUAUCAAUCAUCGGAUCGGUUCAACGCUUCAAGAAUUGGUUUCAUCAAUAUAUUGGAGUCUAAAGAAAAUGAUCACAGCUCGAUGUUCAAGUGAUAUAAAAUUUAAAACAAAAGAAUCAAGUUUAUCUAAGGAACAGGUGGACACUGGAGAUGACGUCCUAAUGGCUCCAGAGGAAAAUGAAGCAAAAUGGAAUAUUAUUGAUGAAACUAAGCGGAAAAUCCUGGGUCGUUCGAAUGCAUUGUCUGCUUUAUCUGCUUUUACAGAACGAACAGGAGCUACAAGUUCUGUUAGUGCUCAAGCAGAUGUAAGAACAUCUUGGAUGCUUGCGUCGUGUUCUGUCCCGAGAUACGGAAGAUUCAUUAAACAGAAGAGAGCAACUGGACGACUGAAAAAGUAUUUAGGUGAUAUAUUUUUACAAUUGGGUGACAUAGAAAUGGCGCAAGUUCAGUAUAACGUUGCUAUUGAGCAUUUGAAACCUAUUGGGGAUAAUCUUUGGGUCGCUGGAGCUCUUGAAGGCCUUUGUGCAGUUGGUAUGUGCAGACAUACGUAUGAUCAGUUCUCAAAUUCUGGUUCAAUACGUUCAAAAUCUUUACAUCGUCGUCACCUAGAUGAACAAUUAUCUAAUGGUAGCUUACGGAAACCACAAUUGCAAGAAUCAGACAUAUUGGAACGCUCCACGUCUUCAAGUUUAGAUCUUGCUUCAACAAAGUCUCAUCAACCUGUUAUAAUAUCAUCUGCCGAUUGUUGUAAUUAUGCUCUGGAGACUAUGGAGUUGUACAAUAAGGUUGCAUUGAAUCCUUACCUUUUUGAAGAGUUCAAGUUUAAAGUGAUUCGAUUACUUAUUACUAAAUCACAAAAACGUAAAGCAUGCGAAAUUCUUGAUUCGUUGAUUGCACCAUCUCUCUCUAAGUUUGAUCCUCAAAAUUCGUGUUCAGUUAAACGUUAUCUGACUAUUGUUCGCUUGUAUAAAGCUAUGAAUUUCAGUCGUAAAGCUAGUUUAGCCCUUUGGCUCUUGUCAGCAUCAAAUCACCUGGAUGAUGUCAGCUUUGAACAUGAAACUCUACUGAAUGGUUUGAAAAUUCAAUCACCUUACAGUCCUAAUUUGACUCAAAUAACAACGAGUGACAUGAAACUAUCUGGUAGUGAUAAUAGUCAGAAUAAUAAGGAUUCAACUUAUUUAAUGAAUGAAAGUCAACCACAACCGAGUAUUAUCUGUCGUUUAAUUACGAACCCACCAUUAUGGAGUCCAUUUAUUGUAUUGAAUCAGUUGAACUGGAUAACCCGUAUAACUGGGACAACAACUUCACUAACAACUAUAUCAUCAUCGUCAUCAACAGUUGGUCCAUUGAGCAAUCUACUGAAUAAGUCCAAGUCUUUACAUCAAACUACACGUCAUUUCAAUUCCAAUAUCAAUCCUAGUUUAAGCAGUUUGUAUUUUUCAAAGUCAUCUCUACCAUUUCGUUCAGUUGGUUGGUGUGAAUUACAAUUGAAAGUAAUGUAUUAUCUUAUCAAUCAAUAUAAAGCCAAAAUUAAUCUAGAAGAUACUUCAGAAAUUUCAUGGGAUAUAGGAUUAAAACUUAUUGGAUAUUGUUUCUCUGUACUUGAUAGUUGGCCUGAAUAUACUGAUGAAACAGGUUGUAUAUCUUGUAUGGAUGAUUUAUGCCGUUUAGCAGUACUACGCUGUCCUGACCAACCAAUAAAUGCGCCUAGCAUGACUAUUUUAAAUUAUUGCUCAGAAAUUGGGCAAUUUAGAAGGUGGCCUCGGAGUCAUCGAGUAGUAUACUCAAAUGGGCAUUGCCGUUUUAAUGGUAUCAAAGAAGUCCAAAUUAAACCGAAUGAAAGACAAAUGUUAGAUUUAGUAGAAAUACCAGUGCAUCAAUUGCCUUUAGUUAGAUUAGUAACUAUACCUCCAAUACCAAGUCAUUUUAUACCUCAUUCAAUUUCUAAAGGCGCUGCUGAAAAUGUAGUGCCACUCAGUAAAAGUCGUGUAGUUGUUAUUCGAACUGGUCGGACACAAUCAAAACAAUCUGAUGUUUAUGCUUUAGAUUCUCCGAAAUCUACUGGUCCAUUUGUUUAUAAUCCUUUCCAAAAUGAUAAUCAUUGUAGCUCGAAAAAUUCAGUCGUUGAUUGGGUCUGUGAAGAACCUGGAUAUAUUGAAUUGGUUGUUGACAAUAAGUUGCCCAUUGAUUUAAGAAUAUCUGGUGUGUAUGUGGAACUCAUGCCAACUAAUGGUGGACCUACGAAAGAAGCAUCAAUUAGUCGUCUAUCAUCAGUAACUUCAGACUAUGACUCAUCCCUUGGUAGUAGUACUAUGAAUGGAUGUUCAGAGACUUCAUCAAGUUUUAUUCACUUAGAGGCUGUAUGCCUGAUUGUAAAAACAUCUCAGUCCGUGAAAGUAAUACAAACUAAACAUUUGGCUAAUCCUCAGUUUGAAGAUGCAAAAACUCAAGUUAAAGAGGGUGGCUUCAGUGGUCAGCUGGAAAGUGGUUGCCUUUUAGAAGAAGCUGAUUUUUAUCGUCAAUUCCCUAAUUGUAACGCGGAACGUUUUUGGCGGAGAUCCACUUCAGAUGUAAAUUGUAAAUUGCCUUCACGUACUAGUGGAAUCAGAUUGUCGAUUGCUGUCGUUCCAACUUUAGAUAUGCUGCUUUCUGGUUCUUCAUCAGAUCAGUCAAAUACAUCCAAUCAAUAUCGGGUUGUCGGAAUCACAUAUCGUCUUGUCGAUUGUGGUGGAAUGAGAGUAUGCCUUCGACCGCCGUUUAAAUUUAUUUAUUCAGUGUCUGCAUCUGGAGAAUCUUCCAAUAGAGGUCGUGAAAGACAUUUGAGUGGUUCUUCUUCAUCAACAUUUUCAACUGUUCGGUCUUCUUGGACAUUUGGUUCAGAGGCUAUAUUUCCGAAUGGUAUUUCUGGUACUUCUGAAUUUGAUAACGAACAUUUACUAUCAAAUGCUUUGGGUAUACAAUUUUCAUUAUUACCACUCAUAAGAUUACAGCCUGCAAUGCCAAGACUAUGUAUUUUCCCAGGUCGUGUUUGUAGUGCAUUCAGUUUGGAAGAAGCCAGUGAUAUUUUAAAAAAUGAAUCAAAUGUUCAACACGUAUGUGAUCUAGCAAAACAAUUACACUUUCUUGGUCUUUCGAAAUUCCGUGUUCCUGAUCCAUCAAAGUGGUCUAACCGUGUAGCUGCUGUGUUAGAUUUAUCUAUAUUUCCGUACGAGACUAGAUGGUUACCUGUCGAGUUAUACAUACGUGAUGAAAACAGGCCGAAUAUUCCAAUGAACUAUAAGAAUAAUGGCGAUAACAGUAGCGAAAACUAUAAUCUGAGCAGAAUUUAUGAUUCCAUUGGUCAUUAUUAUUCAAUUAAACGUCACCUCAAUUUAUUACAUUUCAACGUCAAAUUAGUAUCAAACAACUUAUCAUUGUUGACCAAACUGAAUUUGACUGCAACUGAUUUCAUUCAAUGUAUUGGUAUAGAUGACAUCCGUAAGAAGUUCCCUCUUCCAGUUGAAAAUCACGAGGUACCUGGUUCUUUGCCUAAGGAAUGCUCAGAUUUUGAUGAUCACCUUUUGCCGUUUUAUGCUACACAUGUGGGUGUAAUUUGGCUGAGAUUUGAUUCGGAGAAAUAUUGGCAAACUAUAGCUAACCGAUCUUCUACAGAUUCUGAAUUAAAUGAUUUGGUGAGAAAUGUUCAAGUACAAUCGAUAUACAUUGAAUUAGAAAUUGAAUAUGCAGUGGACGCAGUGCAAAGUACACCAUCUUCUGAACGGAAUGAAACACCAUCUAAUCUCAAUCCACUGCCAGCCCGUCGAAUCUCCUUGGGAUUCAAGUUAAAAUUAUUAUCUUCAAACUGUUGUCCAUUGAAUGUACACGACUUAAUGUUGACUUUCGAAGAUGAACCUUUAUCAAGUGAAGAUAACACAAAACGAUAUCAGCUUAAAUCAAAAUUCAAUCCACCGUUAUUCGGAGAAAAUGUUCAAGCUCAAACACUUUUAUACGGCUCUAUUGAAACGAACCUAUCACAUAUAUUUUUGCCUUAUGUGGUCUUAAAACCUGAGCAUCGUUUACAGUAUCGUCUUGAAUUGGAAUUGAAAGAAAACUGGGGUGGCCAAUCGCAAGGAUCAAACUCACCUGUUCGUUUAAGUAGUGCAUGGGUGCGCUAUUUGCUACCUAACCGAAUGAACAGUAUUUCUAAACGGCAACUAUCUCUAUCCGUUGUCGGAGUUACGAAGUCUGUGAAUGGAACGACAGUAAAUAAUUUGGACGCUGAUUCUGACACAUUGGAUGGUCUAGAGACAACACAUCAAAUUCGUUUACCACUCAUUGGAAUUAGUGAUUUAGUAUUCAGUAGUAGAAUGAUGAGGUUGGUCAACCCAAAACAGUUGAAAUCAAAUGAAUUAGGCAUUCCAGUCCCAGUGAAAAGUGAAGUACCAGGUACUGUGUUAGAGUCGAAUAUCAAGAUAUUUUGGUACUCUCGUUUACAUGCACGUUGGAUAUCGUCUCCUAAAUUACCGGAAUCUCAUCUUAUUAGUGGUCUUUCUGAACAAUAUGAAGAAAUAUCCCUAUGUUCUCGUUUUCAUCGAUAUGGUCGGCUAGUUCUAUCAUCACAUGAAUGCCAAAUCGAUCCAAAGUGGUUUUCAAAUGAAAGUCUUUCAAUUCCACUGUCUAAACCUUGGUAUGAAUAUUCAUUCUUGAAUCCUGGGUCAUCUGCUGGUCUUCUUUGGGCACAUAAUAUUUGGAUAGAUAUUAGUCUGAACCCGUUGUCUGAAGGCAAAAGUCAGUCAAAUUUUCGAACUGCUCCCAUCAAAAAACCUAAUCCUCAAAGUCAGCUGUGUUUACAAUGUCGUCAAGAUUUUUCUGUUCUACGUAAAACCAGUGCUUUCACACGACGGAUUUCUUCUACCUCUCUUUUAUCGCCUGCUGAGCCGAAACUAUCAUUGACAGCAUUAAAAAGUCAAGUGAAUGCUCUGAAAGCUGAUAUGGGUUCAGAUGGUCGAAAGAUUUCCAUGCCAGAUUUAAGAGGUUCACAGCAGUCUGCUAUGUAUAUUGACAAAGAUAAUCUAUACACAUCAUCCCGUAUUUGCACUUAUCCUUUAAAUCCUGUCUCUAUUUCCAUCACAUGUGGUGCUAGACAAAACUUAUUCCAGAAUAUUCGUAUGCAAAUUGAUUCACAAGCAACAGAUUCUGGGAAUCCUAACAGUGAUGAAGAUAAUUCCAGUGAUAACAUACAUCCAUUGGAUGAGUUUCAGAUUGAACGUGCCUGGAUAGGUCCAGCUGUAUAUAGACAUGUUCAGCACGUUAGUGAUGAUGAUUCCGAAUCAACUCAGACUACUUUGUUGGGACCACUGAUUGAAGGAAUAGACUAUGCGUUUAUUGGACAGGCAUCAGGUAGUAUUGGCAUUUCUGUUUACAGCUACCGUCAUCACCUCAAAAAUCAAACAAUACUGUGAGUUCUAUUGUAUUUUUACGUCCUGGAAAAUUCUGGGUUUGUGGUCUACUUGGAGUGUUACCACAGUCAUCUGAAUUAAGUUUAACAACAGACGGAUGUAUAUCUUCAGCCUACCGCUUACCAUCAGUGCAUAGUGUUGAAACAAUUCGUUACUCACCGAAUGGAAUAUAUAUUCAUGUGCUUGACUCAUAUGUAAAUUAAACAUCUUACCGUUUUCAUUGUGAAAACUUACUGUUAUUUUUAGCCUACAUAUAAAUCAUAUUGUAUCUACACCAUUUCAUGAUGUGAUUGAUUGUUUAUUACCCCGAAACUUGCAACCGGUUUAGAAAUUUACCAUGUUCAUUCCUCUGUCUAUACCUUUGGGUAAUUACCUUUAUUAUCAUUACUAUUAUUAUUGUCGUUCACAUUUUAACAUUAUCGUUGUGAUGACGGUAAACAUCUGAUUGAUCCUGACAGUACAUGUCUUUUUUUACUUAAGAAAAAAAUUUUGAAAUAACGUUGUAAUUACUACCCUAUAUAUCUAAAAUCAAUUUUGUUCAAUACUACUUUUUCCUGUUUAUGUAUGUUUUCUAAUUCUUCUGGUCACUUCCUAUUUCAUAAAAUUAAUUCAUACUUUUGUACUGCAUUUAUUGGGCGCAAUAAAAUAUUUUCAACUUACAUAAAUUUGCUUGUUUACUCCUGUGCAGGUGGAUAUUUCAUAACCGAUUUCAAUCUGUGUAGUUUCUUUUUUCUCUUUCUUUCUACAAGUUUGAUUUCUAAAAAGAAACAAAAGUUGGAACCAAGUAAUCCAUUCAUUCCAUCCUUUUGUAAUAAGUAUAUAAUCCAUAGUGUUAAAGUGUUUUGAAGUUGAUGAUAAGCCUUUUGAUUUUCCGAAACAGUAUAUCAUGGCAAACAUUUUAUCCCUUAUACACUUUCACUUUUCUUUUUCAUUGUAGCACAAAUGGUUGUGAUGUAUGUAUUUAUAUUAUAUGCUGGGAAUUAUAAUUUCACUGUUCAAUGAUUUUCACUUAUUUGUAUAAUUGGUGAUCAAACAGUUUUUCUUAGAUGACAGUUCGUGUAACGAUACUUGUUACCUAUAUAAAUAUAAAUGACUGACAUUUUUGAUUUUCCAUGCAUCGAGAAGCAAAAUAUUUAUAUUUUACAUCAACUGUUGAUAGUGUUUAGGGAACUCCAAUAUCUGAGACUAUCUUGUUAUGGUUGGCGUUAGGAGCUUUCGUCAACUCCUGGUGGAUUCCGUAUGAGAUUUGUUUAUUUGUUACAUAGCACAUGGUGAUACAGUACUAUUUAUUUGGCGACGUUUCGAGCAUAAGUUAUUG